Messenger RNA from Erpetoichthys calabaricus (reedfish), 2167 nucleotides. Its product is annotated as gamma-aminobutyric acid receptor subunit beta-2. The record is from RefSeq and is a predicted model, not a curated record. Bases 518 to 2089 code for a protein of 523 amino acids. NCBI's taxonomy places the organism in Eukaryota, Metazoa, Chordata, Cladistia, Polypteriformes, Polypteridae. Gene Ontology annotation, biological process: regulation of membrane potential; nervous system process; monoatomic ion transmembrane transport. Gene Ontology annotation, cellular component: membrane; GABA-A receptor complex; neuron projection. The transcript is spliced from 10 exons. Gene Ontology annotation, molecular function: GABA-A receptor activity; extracellular ligand-gated monoatomic ion channel activity; neurotransmitter receptor activity.
GCUUUAUGUGUGCAUGUGCACUUAAAGACGAAUCUGCUAUUCUAGGUCCUGUCUCUGUGUUCUCGCUUUUACCCCCCUUGUGUUCGAUGGUGUGAGCAAGGGAAAGUAAAAAGGCAGCCCUAUCAUUCGGACCCUUCUUCCCUCCCAUCACCCCCUCCCUCCUCCACAGGAGAAAUUCAGUUAUUCAAGCACUAGGACGAUCCCACACUGUCUACGAUCCUACAAGAAAUAUAAACCAUUCGAAAUCCUCAUGUUCAGAAAACGCAACAGCUGCAAUCAGCCGGACAUCCUUUUGCCUGAGUGUUUUUGCCACCACUGAAAAUCUUCAUUUAGUCUUCGGGUUCCCUUUAAUUUUUUUCCUCUGGUAGGGAAAUUGCUCCUCCGCCAGCAUCAGCAGCCGCGGCUCCUUGAUGUUGUGGCGGAUUGUGCGCAUGCGCCCCACAUUGGAAUUACUGCACUGGCCACAAUAAGUUGGCUAUCUUCUGUCUUCACUGAAAUUCUAAAUCAUAUCAAAACUAUGGCGAUGUUGAGAAUCAGGAAAAGGAGCUACUUUGGGGUCUGGACGUUCCUCCUAAUCGUGGCGGUUGUCUGUGCGCAAAGUGUCAAUGACCCUAGCAAUAUGUCACUGGUUAAAGAAACCGUGGAUAGACUGUUGAAAGGAUAUGACAUUCGCUUGAGGCCAGAUUUUGGAGGUCCCCCGGUGGCUGUUGGCAUGAACAUAGACAUUGCCAGUAUAGACAUGGUUUCUGAAGUCAAUAUGGACUAUACGCUGACAAUGUAUUUUCAACAAGCCUGGAGAGAUAAGAGACUGUCAUAUUCUGAAAUUCCACUCAAUCUGACCUUGGAUAACAGGGUUGCUGAUCAGCUCUGGGUCCCGGACACCUACUUUCUCAAUGACAAAAAGUCAUUUGUACAUGGAGUCACCGUGAAGAAUCGAAUGAUACGGCUUCAUCCUGAUGGAACAGUUCUAUAUGGCUUACGGAUCACUACAACGGCAGCCUGCAUGAUGGAUCUCAGAAGGUAUCCUCUGGAUGAGCAGAACUGCACACUUGAGAUAGAAAGCUAUGGUUAUACUACAGAUGACAUUGAAUUCUACUGGCGAGGUGGUGAUAACGCUGUCUCUGGUGUGGAAAGGAUAGAACUUCCCCAGUUUUCUAUUGUGGACUACAAACUUAUCUCCAAGAAUGUCGUUUUCUCUACUGGAUCAUAUCCCCGGCUUUCCCUCAGCUUCAAACUAAAGAGGAACAUUGGUUAUUUCAUCCUGCAGACAUACAUGCCUUCAAUCCUUAUCACAAUCCUCUCCUGGGUUUCUUUCUGGAUUAACUAUGAUGCUUCAGCUGCCAGAGUUGCUUUAGGUAUCACGACUGUCCUGACCAUGACAACAAUUAACACUCACUUACGAGAGACUCUUCCCAAGAUUCCCUAUGUCAAAGCCAUUGAUAUGUACCUGAUGGGUUGCUUUGUCUUUGUAUUCCUUGCUCUGCUGGAAUACGCUUUAGUAAACUACAUUUUCUUUGGGCGAGGGCCACAACGUCAAAAGAAGGCUGCAGAAAAAGCUGCUACAGCUAAUAACGAAAAGAUGAGAAUGGAGGCUAACAAGUGGUUGGUGGGAAAUGUAGUUCAGAGAGACGAUGCUCUGUAUGCCAGAAUGAAACAGAGGGAUAUUGACGCUCAUGACUCGAUGUGGGAACCAAUCUUUGUGGAGGAUGCAGCAAUAGGACUAGGCGAUCAAAAGAAUAAGAUGGACCCUCAUGAAAACAUUUUGUUGAGCACACUUGAGAUAAAGAAUGAGAUGGCCGCCUCUGAGCUCACAUUGGGCCUAGGUGACCCAAGGAGCACAAUGCUUGCUUAUGACAGCUCUACUCUUCAGUACCGCAAAGCUGGUUUGGCCAGGCACAGUUUUGGACGCAAUGCUCUUGAGAGGCAUGUAGCCCAGAAGAAAAGCAGGCUACGGAGGCGCGCCUCACAGCUGAAAAUUACCAUCCCCGACUUGACUGAUGUAAACUCUAUUGACCGAUGGUCACGGAUGAUAUUUCCCGUUGUCUUCUCCUUCUUCAAUGUCGUUUAUUGGCUGUACUACGUGAAUUAAGAAGAUGGAGCGCUAUGAAAGUAUUCCACUUGUUGGUUAAUUUUGCAACAAUGAAAGACUUUGAAUUAUAAAUUUCAA